AUGAAGUGGUUCUUCUUCCUGGGGCUGGUGGUCAUCUCUGAAGGCUUCAUCUGGGUCCCCUUGAAGAAAGGGAAGUCCCUAAGGCAGAACCUCCAAGAACAGGUUCUGUUGAAGGAUUUCCUGAAAAGACACCCAUGGAAUCAGGCAACUAAGUACUUUUCCAGCUUUGUAGCCACUGAAGAAGCUGGAGAACCCUUGGCCAACUACAUGGAUGUGAGUUGGUUGGAAGGGCCAGUAUUGAGAACCCCCCCACAAGAGCUCUCGGUCCUCUUUGAUACCAGAUCCUCCAACCUAUGGGUCCCCUCAGUCUGCUGCUUCAGCCUCACCUGCUCCAACCACAACCUGUUCGACCCUCUGAAGUCCUUCAGCUUCCAGCCCACCAGCCAGACCAUGGCCGUCCACUACGGCACCGGCCGCAUGACUGGGUUUCUUGCCUAUGACAUUGUCCAGAUUGGACAUAUUCUAGAUUCUAACCAAGCCCUUGGUCUGAGCAGCACUGAGCCUGGGAGUCCCCUGUACUAUACCCCUUUCUGUGGGAUCCUGGCUCUGGCUUACCCCUCCCUUGCAGUCUCUGAAGCUACCCCAGCCUUUGACAACAUGUGGGACCAUGGCCUGCUUUUAAAUGUCUUUGCUGUCUACCUGAGCUCGGAUGAGCAGAAGGGCAGAAUGGUGAUGUUUGUGGGUGUAGACUCUUCUUACUGCCAAGGAAACCUCAAUUGGGUACCUGUCUCUAACCCCGGAUACUGGCAGAUCCCUCUGGACAG
Messenger RNA from Phascolarctos cinereus (koala), 764 nucleotides. Its product is annotated as pepsin A-like. NCBI's taxonomy places the organism in Eukaryota, Metazoa, Chordata, Mammalia, Diprotodontia, Phascolarctidae. The record is from RefSeq and is a predicted model, not a curated record. Gene Ontology annotation, molecular function: aspartic-type endopeptidase activity. Gene Ontology annotation, biological process: proteolysis.